AUGGAUGUUGAAGUGAGGCAGUAUCAUCUUUCUCCCACAUACCAUAUCCCCAAUUCGCCCAGACCUCUCCUACACUACAAGAAUGUUCUAGCCAAGCGACCCGACAGCGGCCAAUGUGACCCAGGCGAGGUUUGGGAUAUGUUCACCAAGAAUGAAUGGAAUGUCCACUGGAUAUUCCGUUACGGCCCAACACAACUAUCUCACUACCAUUCCAAGGCGCACGAGUGUAUGGCCGUCCUUUCUGGUACUGCCAGUAUACGGUUUGGUGUUGCUGAUAUGUCGCCAGAUAUGCAGCAGAAUACACACGGUUACGCUUGGGAGGAAGGUGGUCUGGUACUAGAGGCCGAAGCCGGCGACGUUUUUAUCAUUCCAGCUGGCGUAGCUCACAAAACACAUGAUACCAAACCUGAAGCCGAGUUCGCGCUCUUGUCACCGGGAAAGGGACAUGGGAUUGAGGACGAGGACCCAAAGAAAGCGUUAUCUGGGAUCAAGCUGGAUGGGUUUACCAUGAUGGGAGCUUACAACGGAGGUGACUGGGACUUUAUCGCGACUGGAGGCGACUUUGAACGAGUGUGGGCUGUUCCAAAACCAAAAUACGAUCCUGUCCUUGGACUGUCAGAUCAAGGGCUUUGCAAGACAUGGCGUGGAAGUGAUGCUGUGCCCAAGGCCCAUCUCUAA
Molecule: messenger RNA, 678 nt
Organism: Aspergillus bombycis
Lineage: Eukaryota; Fungi; Ascomycota; Eurotiomycetes; Eurotiales; Aspergillaceae
Product: cupin domain-containing protein
Exons: 1
Coding region: 1-678 (225 amino acids)
Source: RefSeq, a predicted model, not a curated record